Messenger RNA from Adineta ricciae, 1056 nucleotides. NCBI's taxonomy places the organism in Eukaryota, Metazoa, Rotifera, Eurotatoria, Adinetida, Adinetidae. The record is from the annotation of a GenBank genome assembly.
AUGAAUCACGACCUAAUACAAUGGUCAGCGAAUCCAAAGGAUGAGCGUUACUUGUUCGCAACUUUACGUUCACGCCGUGGUUUAAAUGAUAAGUCAACAGUGUUGAACCUGUAUGAAAUUCGUUUCGAUCAUAGAAGAUUCGAAAAGUGCUACAAACAACAGAAACGAACAGGCAGAGCUGACAGACAAAAUAUCAUAACACCAGGCGUCGUCAAUGAUCUACUCGAUCCCUACACCUGUUCAUGUCUUCCAACAUCUUAUCAUUACACGAUUUGCAGUAAAAUCAAAUGGUCUACACUAUCGAUAACUAUUGCUUUGAUUAUCAUUAUUGUUUAUGCUAGCAGCGGGUUGUAUACUUUAAUCGACGUAACAACAUUGAUGUCAAUUGAUUUAACAGAUAAUAAAAACGAAACGAUAUUUUGGUCAAUAUUCUCAUCUCCUGAAACGAUUCGUCUUAGCUGGAUAUCCCUUUGUGUUUAUUUUUUGAUCGUUCUUCUGACUAUUCUUCUUCUUUGUGGAAUUCAAUUAAGUAAGCCAUGGCUUUUAUUUCUUUGGUCAAUAUUAAUGAUUGUCAUGCUACUUGCUGAUGGAAUUAUUACUGUUCUUUCUCUUAGACAACAUCAUCAACAAAUUUAUCGACCAUCAAAACAAGUGAAAAUUCUCUUUGUCGUUAUGGUGAUUCGUCUUACGGUUUCGUUAUGUGGUAUUUUCAUCGCUAUUUUUCACUUUCGACGAUUAAAUAAAGCCCACACUGAAUAUAUCGAUCGACAAAGAAUGUUAAUUCGUUACAAUGCCGAGUCGACAUUAUCAUCUUACGAUUGUUCAUGGGCACCUACUGAAAGUUUAUUGAAUCCACCAAAAGAUCCAAGCAUCGACUAUCGAAUCUCUGAUGUUCCAGCACCAUUGUCAUUACCAAGAGCAAAGCUGGCGACGAUACAACGUCGCCCAUUGUCGACUAUGUUUCGAUCUCGAAACGAACACCUACAAGACGAUUCAAACGAAGAUGUUAGGUAUAAUGUUCCACUGGAUGAACGGUUUUAUCCUCAACAAUUGUAA